Trichosurus vulpecula (common brushtail) is the source of this 1293-nucleotide messenger RNA. It is a transcript of the gene SP7, whose product is annotated as Sp7 transcription factor. Bases 1 to 1293 code for a protein of 430 amino acids. Gene Ontology annotation, molecular function: DNA-binding transcription factor activity, RNA polymerase II-specific; RNA polymerase II cis-regulatory region sequence-specific DNA binding. The transcript has 2 exons. Gene Ontology annotation, biological process: regulation of transcription by RNA polymerase II. Lineage: Eukaryota; Metazoa; Chordata; Mammalia; Diprotodontia; Phalangeridae. The record is from RefSeq and is a predicted model, not a curated record.
AUGGCGUCCUCCCUGUUAGAGGAGGAAGCACACUAUGGCUCCAGCCCGCUGGCAAUGCUGACUGCAGCCUGCAGCAAGUUUGGCAGCUCCAGCCCUCUCCCAGACUCAGCUACUGCAGGCAAAGCAGGUGCAAAGAAGCCGUACCCUCUGGGCAGCGAACUCUCUGCCCCUAAAGCCAUGGGUGAUGCCUACCCAGCUCCAUUUGCAGGCACCAAUGGCCUCCUUUCCUCUACAGCCAGCCCUCCAGCUCCAGCUUCAGGUUAUAGCAAUGACUAUACCCCCUUCUCCCACUCUUUCCCUGGACCCACAAGCACUCAGGACCCUGGGCUACUGGUGCCCAAGGGACAUGGCUCUCCUGACUGCCUGCCCAGUGUCUACACUUCCUUGGACAUGACACACCCCUAUGGCUCAUGGUAUAAGGCAGGAAUUCAUGCAGGCAUCUCCCCUGGCCCUGGCAACACGCCUUCCCCAUGGUGGGACAUGCACCCAGGGGGCAACUGGCUAGGUGGUGGGCAAAGUCAGAGUGAUGGGUUGCAAGGGACACUGUCCACUGGCCCAACUCAAACUCCACUCAACCCCCAGCUACCCACCUACCCUUCUGAAUUUGCUCCACUCAACCCUGCCCCCUACCCAGCUCCCCACCUUCUCCCUCCUGGGCCCCAGCAUGUCCUGCCCCAGGAUGUCUACAAACCUAAGGCUGUAGGCAAUGGGGGGCAGUUAGAGGGAGGUGGUGGGAACAAACCUCCUCGGGGUGCAGGCACAGGAAGUAGUGGUGCCUACGGGGGUGGAGGGGGUGGCCGUUCCACCUGUGAUUGCCCUAACUGCCAAGAGCUAGAGCGAUUGGGGGCAGCGGCUGCUGGGCUGAGGAAGAAACCCAUCCAUAGCUGCCACAUUCCUGGCUGCGGCAAAGUUUAUGGGAAAGCUUCGCACCUGAAGGCCCACCUUCGCUGGCACACUGGGGAGAGGCCCUUCGUCUGCAACUGGCUUUUUUGUGGCAAGAGGUUCACCCGCUCAGACGAGUUGGAACGGCAUGUCCGCACUCACACCCGAGAGAAGAAAUUCACCUGCCUGCUUUGCUCAAAGAGAUUCACCCGAAGCGAUCACCUGAGCAAGCACCAGCGCACUCACGGCGAGCCUGGCCCUGGGCCCCCUUCUUCUGGCCCCAAGGAACUGGGGGAGGUUCGGGGAGCAGAGGACGAGGGCAGCCAAGCCCCCAGGCCAACAACCUCACCCAUUCCAGCUGAGAAAGCCCCAGGAGGCAGCCCAGAGCAGAGCAGCCUACUGGAGAUCUGA